AUGCUCCCACCCAUCCAGCCGCCCAACCCAGUCGGCGUAGGCACCCGCCGGCCAACCCAGAUUGCGUACCGGCCGUCCUUCGAGCCAUUCACGACGACGCAGUACAUGACCCCCGAGUCCGAGUCGUGGCGUCUUGAAGAGCUCGAGCGCUACCAAGUCGACAACCUCAUCCUUGACGACAUCAAGAUCGCCGAGAGCAUGCUCAGACCGACACACACGCCGUCCAACCAGCACUUCUGGUUCAAGGAGUUUUUCCCCCGCAUCGCCUAUGAGUGGUGCUUCUGGUACGACCGAACCGUGACGUCCGACGAGGUCGACCAGCGCCUCGCGGCACUCAUCAACGACAUGCUGUACGCGUUCCACCACCGCAUCGUCGACCAAGCCACGCGCCAGCGCUACUCGGUCUGGGAGCUGCUCGAGAGCGUGCGCGCCCGCCUGUUCACCGACACGAUGGGCUAUCGCUGGGAGGACGAGCGUCCUCGCGGCGACCCAGGUCCCAAGACACUGCGGCACAAGACCCUAUCAGCAUACUAUGACCGUCUCACCACGCUGGGCAGCCACCUUGCCAGCGUGGUCGGUGACGGCGAGCUGGUCUACCACUCUGAUCCGGCAGCGUACCACGCACUACUGCGUGACAUUAUCUGUGCGCCGCUCGCGCACCACCAUGGCGAGUGGCCAGCUGGUGGCCCAGCAGAUGGCACGCAGCAGGAGGCUCUUGACCGCAUCAUCCGCGAGCUGAGUCGCGGGGGCGGUGACCGUCGUGACGUGCUCUGCGGGCCGAAGACCACGGACCGCAAGAUCAACAUCUCACGCCCUGGAGUCGAUGCAGGCUUAGCGAGCCAGCCAAGCAGCGAGCUGCGCUUCCUCCCAUGGAGGAUCCUGCGGUCGAGGCUCGGCAACGACAGGUUCCGCUACCUCUUCCUCACGACGGCGCUGUUCGCGCAGCUCGGUAACAACUGCUACAUGCAGCUGUCCGGGCCACCGAUAUACAAGCUCUACGACCAGGUCAAGGCCAGGCGCGAGAUCAAGCCCGCGCCGAAGCGCAAGGCCGUCGACAAGGGCCGCGAGCGGCCCAAGCGUCGUAAAGGCGAGGCAGGGGCGCCGAUCGCCAACGUGCCGUCGACCAAGGCGGCCGACUUGAUCCUUGCUCGCCAGGUAAUGUUCUACGGCAGGCCGUCGCGAACGGCGUCGAGGACUAUUGUAUAUGGUCUUCCGCGGAGCCACCCCUUGAACAAGUUCUACAGCGACCCGUCGCACCUCCCCACGGAUCAAGAAUGCCUCGAGCUCCUCCGCGUCGUGUUCCCUUCGACGCCGGCUGACGAGAGCGCACUCAAGGGCAAGCGUACAGGGCAGAUGCUGGGCGUGAUGCGCGAGCUGCUGGUAGCCCAGAAGAAGAUCAACUAUCGUGCUCUCCUCCGCAUGUGUGUCGACCGGCAGAGGGAUGUUGAUCUGGAGUCUUACCCCUCGCUCCCGCCUAAGCCGUUAAAGCGAGGUCGCCCAACGAAGCCGGACGAUGUGCCGGUGCAGCAUCAACCGCCAUCCCUGCCAACCUCGACACCAAAACCAGCUCCCCCGCUCGAGCCGCUGUCUCAUAAUCAGGUCUGCCGGUUCCUGUCUUCGGUGCUGCACAAGCUGCUCUCAGGCUAUAUCACAGGUUGCGAGCACAACCGCAAUGUGAUCAGUCGAAAUGCCCACGCGCUUGUUCGCGCAAAGAUGUACGAGCCGAUCAGCGUCCACUCGCUCUUGCAGGGCCUGCGUAUCAACGACUUGGCCUGGCUUGCCGUGGGGGAGGACCGGCGUGUGCCUCCCCAGGAGGCUAUCAAGCGUCGCCAGCUUGCCCAGGAGUUUCUAACUUGGCUCUUCGAUUCUUACCUCAUCCCUUUGCUACGAUCGUCUUUCUACAUCACUGAGAUGGCAGAGACACGCUACGAGACCGUGUACUACCCGCACGACCAGUGGGCGCGGGCAGCCGAACCCCAUCUGAGGGUGCUCGAGAACAACCUUCUCGAAGAGCUGGACCAGGAGGCGGCGGAUACGGCCAUCAACGGGCAGCUCGGUGUCUCCGCCGUGCGGCUCAUCCCCAAGCCGACCGGUUUCCGACCCAUCGUCAACCUAGGGCGACGAAUCCGUGUUCAGAAUGCCCUCGGUGUAUCGAGCAAUCAGCCGGCCGUGACUACGGCAAACGACAUCCUCCGCACUGUCCACCAGGUGCUCACGUUCGAGAAGAACCGCAAACGCGCAUCACUAGGCGCGUCCCUCUUCGGCACGAACGAGAUCUUCACUCCUGUCAAUGAACUCAAGACCGAGCUCGUGGCUAAACAUGGUGCUCUGCCCAGGCUCUACUUUGCCAAGAUGGAUAUCAAGGCUGCCUUCGACACCAUCAAGCAGGACAAGAUGCUGCAGAUUGUGGAACGGCUCCUGGACGAGGACUACGACUACUGCUUAAUGAUGUACUGCAUGCUGCUCCCACCCGCGAGCAAGGCGUCCCAAGGAACCGCAAGGCGGCUGUUCAAGACUCGCGCCGACGUGAAUGAGGGCGACGUCUCAAACUUUACCCAGUACGCUCGAGACAUUGCUCGGCCGUACCGCAAUGCCGUCCUUGUGGACAUGGUUCGGCGGAAGGAGGUCACUCGAGACCACUGUGUGCAGCUCCUGCGAACACACAUCCAGAGUAACGUGUGGAAGGUCAACAACAAGUUCUUUCGCCAGAGGACUGGCAUUCCCCAGGGCUCGACGAUCUCCAGUCUGCUGUGCUCCUUCUUCUACGCCGCCAUGGAGGCAGAACACCUCAAGUGGACAAGGCGGCCUGGGACACGCUUGCUUCGCUAUAUUGACGACUUCCUCCUCAUCACGGACGACUACAAGGUGGCACGGAGCUUCGUGGAGACGAUGCACCGCGGCUUCCCCGACUACGGCGCAUUUGUGUCCCCCAACAAGACGCUGCUGUCCUUUGAGCUGGCACCAGGUGGCCUAGCUGCCCCCGUGGCGCCGAUGCACAAAGAUGGCUCAUGCUACUUCCCCUACUGCGGGUUCCUCAUCGACGCGACCACGCUGGAUAUGAGUAUCGACCAUGAUCGCCUGCUGACUGGCCCUACGCGCCAGUCAUUCGCCCUCCGGUCGAGUCGCAACCGCGGCGCAGCCUUUGUCGGUUGGUUCAGCAGGCAGCUCGAGAACCGCAACCAUGUGGCUUUUCUCGAUACACACCACAACGACCUGGACACGGUGUAUCUCAACGUAUUCCUCAACUUUGGCCUGACGGCGAUGAAGAUUCCACACUACUUUGGCCUGGGCUCGACUGUGCAUCAAGUCCGAGCAGAUCUUGUGUAUGCGUGGCUGCUCUUGUCCAUCGACUACACGUACAGUGCCGGUCGUGCCCGUGUGCGUCAUCAUACGCGUGGUGAUGAGCACGAGCACUUCAAUAUCGGCCGUGCGGCAUUUGGAUUCCUCGCGAAGACCGCCAUACACCACGUCCUUGUCCGCCAAGCUUCACGCUUCGGCUCUGUUGCCAACCGAUUUGAGCGCGACCUCAUGAGCAAAGGCAGUAGAGGCUUUGCAGCGCGCUUGAGCGGUGUCGUGAACCGCGGGCUAGACAUCAUAGACCGGGCAAAGUUUUAGUUGCCCCAACCUGUACGAGC
Molecule: messenger RNA, 3635 nt
Organism: Vanrija pseudolonga
Lineage: Eukaryota; Fungi; Basidiomycota; Tremellomycetes; Trichosporonales; Trichosporonaceae
Gene: TERT
Product: Telomerase reverse transcriptase
Exons: 27
Coding region: 1-3615 (1204 amino acids)
Biological process (GO): telomere maintenance via telomerase
Cellular component (GO): telomerase catalytic core complex
Molecular function (GO): telomeric repeat DNA binding; telomerase RNA binding
Source: RefSeq, a predicted model, not a curated record